Quercus lobata is the source of this 357-nucleotide messenger RNA. RefSeq names its product protein YLS3-like. The record is from RefSeq and is a predicted model, not a curated record. The coding region runs from base 1 to 357 and encodes 118 amino acids. Lineage: Eukaryota; Viridiplantae; Streptophyta; Magnoliopsida; Fagales; Fagaceae. The transcript has 2 exons.
AUGGUUAGCUAUGCAAUGGCAGAUGCAGCCGAAGACAGAGUUGUGUGCAAAGCAACAGGUUGGGCUGGCUACAUGUCUGCCUUGCAUUGGUGGUCAAGCAAAAGCACCUACACCCAAACUGUGGUACUGGUCUCAAACAAGUCUAAGGGCAACAAGAAGUGCUUGUGCAUCAUCAUCAGAGAUCGAAAAGAACCUGAAUUAGGACUACAAAUUAAUAUAACACUUAAUUUCGGCCAGUCUACUGUUUUCCAUGCCCCUUCUAAUCAAAGUGAUAGUAGUCCUGCUUCUGCCCCUAGUCCUAGUGGUGGAGGGAGUUCCACGGGUGCCAAAAGUGAGGGGACUAGUGGUCAGGACUAG